Messenger RNA from Drosophila grimshawi, 946 nucleotides. It is a transcript of the gene Prosalpha5, whose product is annotated as proteasome subunit alpha type-5. The transcript is spliced from 3 exons. Gene Ontology annotation, biological process: proteasome-mediated ubiquitin-dependent protein catabolic process. Gene Ontology annotation, cellular component: proteasome core complex, alpha-subunit complex; nucleus; proteasome core complex. Bases 120 to 857 code for a protein of 245 amino acids. NCBI's taxonomy places the organism in Eukaryota, Metazoa, Arthropoda, Insecta, Diptera, Drosophilidae. The record is from RefSeq and is a predicted model, not a curated record.
UCAAGCGCUGCUGUCAUUUUUAUACGCAAGUCAUUUUGGCAUCAAAAGUCAUUCCGGCAUUUGGAAAUUGGUUUGUUUGUCUUCAUUGAGACGUUUUGAAAGAACAGCGAAAUACAGUCAUGUUUCUAACACGCUCCGAGUACGAUAGAGGUGUAAACACCUUCUCACCAGAGGGCCGCCUCUUCCAGGUCGAAUAUGCUAUUGAGGCCAUCAAGCUGGGCUCCACAGCCAUCGGCAUUUGCACCAAUGACAGCGUUGUUCUCGCCGUGGAGAAGCGCAUUACCUCGCCGCUGAUGGUGCCAAAGACUGUGGAGAAGAUUGUUAAGGUGGAUGAGCAUAUUGGUUGUGCCACAUCUGGUUUGAUGGCCGAUGCACGCACAUUGAUUGAGCGUGCACGCGUCGAGUGCCAGAAUCAUUGGUUCGUCUACAACGAGGAGAUGACCGUGGAGUCAUGUGCCCAGGCUGUGUCCACAUUGGCCAUACAGUUUGGCGAUAGCGGUGAUAGCGAUGGCGCUGCGGCAAUGAGUCGUCCCUUCGGUGUGGCCAUACUCUUUGCCGGCAUUGAGAAUGGCAAGCCGCAACUGUGGCAUAUGGAUCCAUCCGGCACUUACAUACGCUACAGCGCCAAGGCGAUCGGAUCGGGCAGCGAGGGCGCCCAACAGAACUUACAGGAUAAAUACACACCAGAGAUGACACUGAGUGAUGCCACCGAUUUGUGCUUGAACACCCUCAAGCAAGUAAUGGAGGAGAAGCUAAAUGAGACGAAUGUCGAAUUGAUGACCAUGACAACAAGCAAGAGGGAGUUCACCAUGCUGCGCGAGGAUGAGGUGAAAAAGCUCAUCGAAGAUCUGGUCUAAAACUUAAAUGCUACUCCAUAUUUUUACACACAGCAACAUUUUGGUUAUUUGAAGAAACUAUAUGUGAAUAAAAGGGGAUUAUAAAUCAA